AAUCUACCAACAAAGAGAAGGGGGUCCGAGACUGUUUUAGCUGAACUGAAAUGCGUUUUUAAUCAAAUAGUCGUUUUGGAUUUUAAAACCGCGUGUUUUUUUUCAUGCAGAGCUAGUAAACUUUCUUAGGGGCGGGUUUACAUUUUACCCCAGUCUAUUCGCGUCAAGCAGGCGUCACCACCGCAUUUCGGGGGAGUUGGUGCGCUCCUUACCUCAAACUCAACUGGAUGGAAAUCCGUGGACACCAAAAGUCCCGAGUUAUUUCUGGAGCUUUGUACUGGGCUGAAGGAGGAUAAGAAAGCGGGGGGUUACUUUUCACCAAUUGUCCUGAUAAUUGUUGUACAUAGAGAAAUAAGGAAAAUCCUGCUGUUAUUUUCGCUGGAUGGAACUCAGUAAAAAGGUUACUCUCUGUGUCUGGGUAAAUCCUGCUUCUUGCGCUUCAACCAUCCAGAAGAGGCCAGCCGUAUGAACAGCAUGCUGCCUCUGAAGAGCCCAGUCUCACCCCUGGGCUAUAGCACAGACUAUCUGAAGUUUAGUAGUGACUACAGACAUGGGGAGGUGGGAGGGGCCAGCAGCGCCAGAGGGAUGCGCUCAGCUUCAGAGCUCCGUGAUUUGAUGGACACCUUACAACGCAAGAAGAUCGCCCUGGAGACAAGCCUGAGAGCCAAUGGGGACGCUACCCCCUCCUACUUCAGUAUGACACAGUCUCCACCCACCACGCCUGUGACCUCACCCACCUCCAUGUGGUCAGCCUAUCAGGAACAGGCUAGGCGUUUCUACGGCUCUGAUCGUCCUCCUCUCUCUGGCAAAGCUGCCGCCCCUCGCUCCCCCUCUCGGCGCUCCGACCCCCCUUCCUCCCGAACCUCCAUGACCCGGAAACAAUCCUACCAGUCACAGGACAGCCUGCUUAUCUCCCCUGGCAAUGGGCGACGCCCACUAAACCCAAACUCCUCCUCCCUGUUGUCGAUGCGGAAUGGGGGAGGUUCCUCUAACUCAGUGGCCGGUGGUGAUAGCCUCUCCUCUCCUCCACCCUCAUCGCUCUUUCCACCUAGUGGAGCAGCCAGCAUGCCCUCCAGCCCCCGCCUGGGACUCCGAAGCCACGGCAACCACGAGCCAGUGCCUAGCAACCGAACCAGGAAGUACUCUGCAGGGUCUAUAGGCGGCAUGAUGGAAAGUCACAGCCACUCACUGCCCCGCCUCUGCCCCUCAUCGUCACCUCGUUCUCAUGACAACAGAGCCCUGGCCCUGUUUUCCCUCCCCCUGACCUCUAAUCCUCUACGCAACUCCUCUCACAACAACAGACAAAACCACACCACAAACAACAACUACGACCAUAACCAAAUCACUAACUUCAACUACAGCCAGGCCCAAAACAUGAACCGGAACCAAGGAGAGGGGGUGGAAUCCAUCUCGCUCUCCAUCCCUGAGUCUCCCACCCAGGCCCCUCCAGACGUGACCACACCGUCCCUAUCAGGGGGCUCUUCCAGCCCCCGUGUGGCCAAGAAACUCAGCCUCACCUCCACCAGCUCCACCUCCAGCCUUCAGGAGCCAAAGAGGCCAGCCAGCCGAGGAGCCACCCCAGGACCAGAGCUCUUUCUGGGGGAGAGGGGGAGAGAGCACAGGGGGGGAAGCCUGGAGCCUGGGCUAGGAUUAGAGGAACGAAGGCAGUCAUUUGGAAAGGGAGGGGUGGGGCUGGGGGCGGGGUUGACCCCACCAGGGGGGUUCAGGGUGAGGAGUGGCAGCAUCAGCUCCCUGAGUGGGAAAGAAGAACUGAUUGACUACCACCAUCGCCAGAGAGACGAGAGACUGCGAGAACAGGAAGUGGAGAGACUGGAACUCCAACGGCUGGAGACCAUCCUGUCUUUGUGUUCAGAGCUGGGGCGAUCGGAGCAGGACAGGGAGAAGGGUGUUGGUUCUAGUCCAGGUACCGGUGCCGGUCUAGCCGACAUCCAAAAGAUCAACCGGGAACUAGAGAAGCUCCAGGUCUCUGACGACAAAGAGCCAGUAUCAGUCUUCUUCGACUUAACCGUUAACGGAAAUUUUACCGGCUCGGAAAACGAUUAUUAUGGUAACGACAAGGAGCGCCAGGUCAGACAGCGAUGGAGCAGCGAUCACCGUGACAACAGGGCGGAAUCGCCCGUCGUCACUCUACAAAGCUCUGCCUCCUCGCCCACCCCGCAUCUACCGAGGACCAAUCAGGCGCUGGCAGAGGAGGGACGGCGGAGGAAGGAAGUGACCCGUGUGGAGGAGGAGAGGAUCCAGGUGCUCAACAACAUGGACAAGCUGGAACAGAAGAUCAAAGAACUGGAUAACCAGAUGGACGAAUCACUCAGAGAAGUGGAGGUGGAGGGUGCCCUGGUACAGGCGGAGCAGGAGGCGGAGCUAGCAGCUCUGCAGCAGGAGAGAGAUGCUGUGGAGACACUCGACACCAAGAUGGCCGACAUGGAACAACAGGCACAGGACCAGAAGACUCAGGACUCUGAGGUGCUGGAGGCUGAGACAAAGUGUUUUAAGGACCUGGGUUUUCAGCAGAUGGAGAGAGGGAGUCAUCAUGAUGAGGAGAAGGAGACAAACACACAACACCUUCUCAGAGAGAUCACUGACUACCAACUCAGCACUGUCACACGCAAGGGGAGGCUGGUGACCCUGAAGAAGCAGGCGGACCUGAUUACCCAGCAGGCUCAGCGAGAGAAGGAUAGCUUUCUGAAGGAGAGGACCAACCUGCAGAUGAUGCUGCAGAGGGAGAAAGAGAACCAUGCAUCUCUGGAGAGGAAGUAUGCUGACCUCACAGGUGGGCGGCACUUCCCUCUCAGUCCUAUCAGUCUCAAGGAGGGCUAUGUCACAGUCAGUGAGAUCAAUGAACUUUACUCUCAGCAGGGGGGGAACCCUAGUCCCACCCCUGUUCUGGCCAAUCCCUCUCCUGAUCCUGAGCAUAUCCCCUCCCUUGAUGACAUCACCCAAAAACCAGAGGAUGAUGAGCACUUCCGUUCGCUGGAGGAGAGGAAGAGGUUAGUGAAAGAAGGCGGGGCCCACCUGAGUGACACGUUACCCAGGAAGAAGACCACUGUCACCCCUCAGUUCAGCUGUGUUACACUGGGACACAGCAUGUUUAACAAGUCCCAGCAGCCCCCGGUGCAGAGUUGUAGCUGUGUCAGUAUUCUACCAAGGGCCAUGUCUGUCUCCAGCAACACAGAUACACGCCGUCUGCACAAGGGUCAGGCCACCCGGUCCAACCUGUACCUGGACAGUGACAACGGCCAGGCCUACGACACCAUGAGCAUGGACAGCUUGGACUCCAUGGACACCAGCAUCUCUGUCUGCUCACCUGACAAUGUCUCCUGUGCCAGCACGUCUCAUGUGACCAGACUGGAGGAGAUGGAGCAUCUACUGAGACAGGCCCAGGAAGAGAAGAACCGCCUCAUAGAACACAAGGAGCAAGAGAUGGAGUCGCGCAAACAGGCUCUGGAGGAGGAGAGGAGGAGGGAGCAUCUGGAGAAACGACUGCAGGAAGAGACCAACAGACGACAGAAACUCAUUGAUAGGGAGGUGAAACUACGGGAGAAACAGAGAGCACAGUCCCGUCCUCUGACGCGCUACCUGCCGGUGCGUAAGGAUGAUUUUGACCUGAGGGCCCAUAUAGAGUCAGCUGGCCACAGCGCUGACACGUGUUUCCACCUGUCGCUCACGGAGAAGAUUUGUCGAGGAUUCCUGGUCAAGAUGGGGAGAAAAAUCAAGACCUGGAAGAAACGCUGGUUCGUCUUCGACCGCAACCGACGAACACUCUCCUAUUUCUCAGACAAGCACGAGGCCAAGCUGAAAGGUGUAAUCUAUUUUCAAGCCAUAGAAGAAGUUUACUACGACCACUUAAAGAAGGCACACAAGAGUCCUAACCCGUGUCUGACGUUCAGUGUGAAGACUCAUGAUAGGAUCUACUACAUGCUGGCCCCCUCUCCUGAGGCCAUGAGGAUCUGGAUAGAUGUUAUCGUCACUGGGGCCGAGGGAUACACUCAGUUCAUGGUGUAGAAAUGGGUUUCUCAAACUCGGUCCUCGGGACAGCAAAGGAUGCACGUUUUGUUUUUUGCCCUCGUACUACACAGCUGAUUCAAAUAAUAAACAAAUCAUUAAGCUUUGAAUCAGCUGUGUAGUGUUAGGGCAAAAAACAAAACGUGCAUCCUUUGCUGUCCCGAGGACCGAGUUUGAGAAACGCUGGUGUGAUGUAGCCAGGGCGGAGGGACACACUCAGUUAAUGGUGUAGAAGGUGUGAUGCGGCCAGGGGACACACUCAGUUUUUCCCAAUUGCUAAAACAAUUUUUCAAACUAGGCUGGUUUUAUCAGAAUACUUAACACAAAACCACACACCCAAACUGCAAAAUACCUCAUAUAUCCUGCAAAAUGAAGCACUGCAACCAAAACUACAUAUCAAAAUCAAACGUUUGCACGAAAUGGCACACACUUCAUUCAUAUUACCAGAUUUUUGUCUAACCAACUACACACUGUUGGGCAUAAUGAAAAGCACUCAUCUUUAGUAUGCUUUGCCAUAAUACUAAAAUAGUUCAAAUUGUAGAAAAUUCUUCAGAUGCGCAGAAAUAUUUGCAGAUACACACACAUGCUGUUGAAACAUUUUAUUUUUCACCAAACAAGUCAGUGCAACAUAUGCACAGCAGAUAUAUUUACAUUGGACUGAACAAAAAUAUGCUCCCAAAAAAACAGUAAACUGAAAAAAAUAUAUAGAAGAUAAAGAGACAAGAAAAAUAAUUAGGCAGCAUCUUGCCGCACAGCUGGGUCUGGCCACAUCGCCUCGUCCACAUCACAGGCAAUAUCUUCCCUUGCCAGACAUCGAGUGAAGAAGCGCAUUGAGUGCCUUAUCCAUCCCUGAAUCGCAUCCACAUCAAUCUCAUCACAUGCCUCUUCCAUAGCCUGCACAAGAGGCAUGCGCACAAAGGGCUGCCGGUCGUAUACCUUCCACCGCCAUGCCGAAAAUAAGUCUUCUAUGGGGUUCAGAAAUGGUGAGUAUGGUGGGAGGUAUUGCACGAGAAAUGGUGGGUGGUCAGAAAACCAGUUUUGGACUGGGGCUGCACGAUGAAAGCUCACGUUGUCCCAUACUACAACGUACCGGGUUCUUUGAUGGUCUGCAUCAUUCAUACGCUCUGGUGGUAUGAGAAUGUUGUGGAGUCUGUCCAGAAAUGGGAGAAUAUGGGCUGUGUUGUAUGGUCCAAGGUUGUCAUGACGGUGGAGGACACCAUGCGUAUUGGAGAUGGCAGCGCACAUUGUGAUGUUCCCACCACGUUGGCUAGGAACAUCUAGAAUGGCUCUGUGGCCAAUGACGUUUCUCCCCCUUCUUCUGGUCUUUGCUCGGUUGAACCCAGCCUCAUCUAUAAAGAUGAAUUCGUGGGAUUGCAUGAGCAUCCAUUUCCAGUACUCCCUGAAAACAAAGAACAAAAGCAGUCAAUAUGGUGUUAUCCAGUACACUGGGAAACAAUGUUGCGUGUAGUGUACUGCAGUCAAUAUUGUACUUACAUCCACAUAUGCUCGUCUGACCUCUUUGUUUCUUUGAGAGUUUCUCUCAAACGGCACCUUAUAAAGUUGUUUCAUUCGGAUUUGGUUUCGUUUGAGAACGCGAGCCAAUGUGGACAGACUGACUCGUUGAAUGUUGUGUUGUCUUGGGUGAUGUGGCUUUGAAUUUCUCGUAAUCUGAUUUCCUUAUUUUCCAAAACCAAGUUUACAAUGGCAGCUUCCUGUACCCCGGUGAACAUUUGGCCCCUUCCUCCACCAUGGUUGCGUCUCUCAGUCCUUUAGAAAAACAAAAAAAAAUAUAUAGGGCUUGGACAAUGCAGCCUAAAGAUAUUUCCCCCACAGUAGAGUCAAUUCUAUAGGAAAUUUGUGCAGUUAGUGUAUGACAUCAGCCAUUCAUGAAGUAAACAGGUGUCACCCAACUGAUACACUAUGACAUGGGGUGUACUACAUAGUGUGAAAGACAUUUUGGUUCCAUACCUGUACUCCAGUCUAAAUGUCCGGAUGACACAGGCGACAGUAAAACGGCUGAAGUUGAGCUGCAGUCUCUGUCCAGCCUCUCGCAUUGUCAGCCCAUGGUUGAUGACAUGAUCAACUAAGGUUGCUCUGAUUUCAUUUGAAAGUUGUCUUCUUUGGCCAUGAACUCCUCUACCAGCUCUAACCCUACCUCUCACUCUUCCUCCCCCUCUCAUUCUCACCCUCCCUCUUCCUCUUCCUCUCUCUGCAACGGCUUCCAUUGUUGUUGUAAAACAAAAGGUGCUCACCUGUGGUCUUUUCAUAGUGCUUACUUCCUGAUUGAAGUGGUAACAAUUUAACCAUUGAGGUGUUUGGCCAGGUGGCACAUGUAUUGGCCAAUUAGCUCAUGUAGUGUCAUUUUGAAUGGCAGUGUUUUGAAAUAGCAAACAUGUGACUUUGUCAGAUUGUGUCUUAUGCAGAGAACCGUGUGCAGUACAUUUAAAAAGUGCCAUUUUGAAUUGCAAAAUGUGUGUAAAGCAGAAAAUGUGUUUAGACUUUUGGAGACUUGAGAAGAGGUUUUGCUCUCUGUGUGUCAGUUUAAAUUGUGCUGUGCAUGUCAUUUUAGUGUGUUAGCAAUUGGAAAAAACGAAUGGUGUAGAAGGUGUGAUGCGGCCAGGGCGGAGGGACACACUCAGUUAAUGGUGUAGAAGGUGUGAUGCUGCCAGGGCGGAGGGACACACUCAGUUAAUGGUGUAGAAGGUGUGAUGCGGCCAGGGCGGAGGGACACACUCAGUUAAUGGUGUAGAAGGUGUGAUGCGGCCAGGGUGGAGGGACACACUCAGUUAAUGGUGUAGAAGGUGUGAUGCGGCCAGGGCGGAGGGACACACUCAGUUAAUGGUGUAGAAGGUGUGAUGCUGCCAGGGCGGAGGGACACAUCCAGUUGAAGCUGUAAAGAGUGGCGCUUCGGCCAGAGUGGAAGGAUACGACCAGCGUGCGGUUCCGGCGCCAGGACUAGAUCCUCUCUUUUCUCUGUGACUCAAAUGGACGGUUGUUCUUAUUUCUGUAUUUUAUUAUUUUUUUAAACUUUUUUCUAAGGAAGAAUUCUCCAACAGCUGCAUUAAUUCUCACCGGUAACUCUACUGGGAUUGGCCAGUGUUUUUACGCAUCAUUAUGUUGACAAAGUGAUUGGUUGUUGAUUAACUAGUAAUGUACAUAGCAACCACAGGAGGUUGGUGACAUUAUGAGCCGUCCUCACCUCAGCAGUCUUCGCCGAUAGCAACAUGAUGUGCUGUAGUAAACAAGCAAAACAACAGUCAUUAAACUUCCUGGUUGCAUAGGGUUCAAGUUACUGAUGUUUACUCAGCCUUUAUGUCCUUUGUUGUGUCCUCCAGUGUAGCCAGAGGUCAAAUCAUCUCUGCAUGCGAGUAUCUGGGGUCUGGCUAGCCAGGGGUUGAUGCGGUAUUGGGCGUUAAUGUGCUUUUUAACCAUUCAAAAAAAUAUAUAUACACAUUUGAAUGAUAUCAUUGUUUGAUUUUAUCAUCAUAUUGUAUUUAUAUGCUAUCAAUAUGCUAUUGAUUAUCAAUCCAUGUAUCUUUAUUUUUGCAUACAGAAAAAUAAAGCAAGAACAUAUUGUGCCUUGAAAAA
This is a messenger RNA of Salmo salar (Atlantic salmon), 7611 nucleotides long. The record is from RefSeq and is a predicted model, not a curated record. NCBI's taxonomy places the organism in Eukaryota, Metazoa, Chordata, Actinopteri, Salmoniformes, Salmonidae.